AUGGCAGAAGUCGCAGCUGGAGCUAUCGUCGCCGAGCAAAUCAUCUCGACGGGUGUCGAGGCUGGCGCCGCUGCUGUUGUUGCGCGACCGUCGCAGCCAUUGACGGUCGUUUUGACCCAGAUUGCGUCGACUCCAGCAGAAGAUGACUCACUCGCAUUGGCUCGAUCCCAUCACACCGUCACCGUCAUCAACAACAGAGCCUACAUCUUUGGCGGUAACAGAGAAGACGGCCAACUAUGCUCCAACGAAGUUCACGCUGUAUCUCUUCCAGGCGAGCAACAGGGCAAUGGAGAGUAUGCAUGCUACCCAGCCGUGGGUGAAGAUGAUGCUUGUCCAGCCCCCAGAGUAAACCAUGCCGCCUGUGCUCGUGGUGACGCUCUCAUCAUUCAUGGAGGACAGGAAGGUGAUGGACAAGCACCCAACGAAGGAUCUUGUUUGUGGCUUUGGGACGCCAAUAUGCUCAAGUGGGAAAAGAUUGAGGCCGUGGGAAAAGCGCCAGAAUCGAGAUCGAAGCAUCAGAUCUUCUAUGAUCAGGCGCGGGAUCUUUUGGUCCUCCACGGCGGCCUCGAGGAUGGUGAGCCGACCAGGGAUACUUGGGUUUUCAACUUUACAACACGCUUGUGGAACGAGCUGCCAGCUGCUCCCGCCGUGUCUCUCGCAGCGCAGUAUGUUGACAGCACACUCUACUCCAUCAGCGGCGAUUCAGACGUGCAUGGCUCAAUCCACUACAUCAAGCCAGGUACAUCUGAAGAUCAAACCGAAGCGCCAGAAUGGUCCACCAUUGACUUUCCCACUAACCCAUUGGCUCCUGGACCUCGACCUCGUGUGGGAGGUGCAAUGUCUCAUGUGACGACAGGCUACGGACGACACUACCUUCUCUGCCUAUUCGGAAGCCGAAAAGACGUCGAUAUAUCUUCAGACGAAACCUUUACCGAAGAUCACCCCUUCUACUCCGACAUGUGGUCCCUGCAACUCCCCUCGGGUGGCUUCACCGGGUCCCGCGUCAAAGACGUCAUCCGCGACGCCAUCCCAGGUGUGGAGUCUGGGGAAUUCAGCUGGCACGAGCUUGAGAUUGCACCCACCGAGCUGACACAAACGACUGGAAAGGUGCAUCCUGGUCCUCGUGGUUUCUUUGGUGCGGAUACUUGUUUGGAUGGUAAGGGAGUCAUCAUGUGGGGAGGCGUCAAUGCCAAGGGAGAGACCGAGGCGGAUGGCUGGUUGUUGAAGAUUGGCUCCUAGAGAGUGUUGAGAGAGCUGUUUAGCCCAGUUGGCAGUGCUCUGCAACCAACAGAGGCCCACGACAAAGAGUUGUCAACUCUUCGCGAGGGCUGUGACAGGGAGUCAUUUCGGGCGACUCCAACUCACAACUAAACACAGGGGGUCUCCUUUCUGCCACCGCAUGCCCGCACAGCGGGGAAUUCUAUAUAUUGCCCAGGCGCGCUCUUUUCGGCCUCCUUUACCUGCACCGCAUUUAAACCACAUUUCCUUAAUUGUAUCAUUGCUCGUACCUUUCAGACCUUUGCUCCCCUGCUCUUGUGGUGAAUCUUUCAGUUCUUGCAGCGCUUUCCUUGUCUUGGUUGCUUCCUCUUCUACUUUGCUAGGAGAGCCAUAACCCAACAUAUCUAAGGCAAGGUCGGCAGAGGAGAAGAUAAGAAAUGCAGAGCAGAAUGGUUAUA
Molecule: messenger RNA, 1676 nt
Organism: Fusarium vanettenii 77-13-4
Lineage: Eukaryota; Fungi; Ascomycota; Sordariomycetes; Hypocreales; Nectriaceae
Exons: 2
Coding region: 1-1239 (412 amino acids)
Molecular function (GO): protein binding
Source: RefSeq, a predicted model, not a curated record